UGGAAGUGCUCAAAUAUAGUAUUCACUCAAAUGCAUUUUUCCAGUCACGGUAUUCUGACUGAAAUAUGAGUUGGCGAGGAAGAAGAUAUAGACCAAGACGAUGUUUACGACUUGCUCAGCUGGUUGGGCCUAUGCCUGAGCCCAGUGUGCCAGAGCCUCAACAAGAAGGACCACCAACUGAAAGUCAGGAUCAUAUACCUGGUCAGAAGAGAGAAGAAGAUCAGGGUGCAGCUGAGAUUCAAGUGCCCGACCUGGAAGCUGAUCUCCAGAAGCUGUCUCAGUCAAAGACUGGAAAUGAAUGCGGAGAUGGUCCUGAUGUCCAGGGGAAGAUUCUGCCAAAAUCAGAGCAAUUUAAAAUGCCAGAAGGAGGGGAAGGGAAACCACAGCUUUAAACAAAGACAACCGAAAGAAUGCAAACUGGAUUUAUCCGAGAUAUUUGACUUUUAAAAAUCUCAAUAAAGUUUUCCAGUUUUCUCC
Piliocolobus tephrosceles (Ugandan red Colobus) is the source of this 477-nucleotide messenger RNA. RefSeq names its product X antigen family member 5 (gene XAGE5). The coding region runs from base 66 to 392 and encodes 108 amino acids. The record is from RefSeq and is a predicted model, not a curated record. The transcript has 5 exons. NCBI's taxonomy places the organism in Eukaryota, Metazoa, Chordata, Mammalia, Primates, Cercopithecidae.